This is a messenger RNA of Calypte anna (Anna's hummingbird), 2599 nucleotides long. RefSeq names its product homeobox B3 (gene HOXB3). Gene Ontology annotation, molecular function: RNA polymerase II cis-regulatory region sequence-specific DNA binding; DNA-binding transcription factor activity, RNA polymerase II-specific. Gene Ontology annotation, cellular component: nucleus. The record is from RefSeq and is a predicted model, not a curated record. The coding region runs from base 326 to 1528 and encodes 400 amino acids. Lineage: Eukaryota; Metazoa; Chordata; Aves; Apodiformes; Trochilidae. The transcript has 6 exons. Gene Ontology annotation, biological process: regulation of transcription by RNA polymerase II.
GUACAAAAUGGGCAAAAGACAAUUCCAAAGCACUUCCGCUGAUUGAUCAUUAACCUGUUCUCCUUUCUCAAAGUCCACCGCUGCCUCGUAUUUGCUGGACCAGCCAUCCGAGAACUGGAAGGGGGUCAUUCCGUGCUUAUUGAUUGCGUGGAUGCUGGAUGUGAAAAUAUAUUAUGUCUGCCUGUGCUUUGCUCGUCAGAGACUAAGGUCAGCCUCCAAUAGACAGCUGGAAACGGGCUGUCACGUGGCCUUGGGGUGCCAAUGUUCUGCCAUAGGGGUGUCAAGACCCUGGUAGCUGGAAAAAUCCUUUUGGGGCAUCCCAGAGAUGCAGAAGACAACGUACUACGACAGCUCCACGCUCUUUGGGGGUUACUCCUAUGGCAGUGCCAAUGGGUUCGGCUACGAGGGUCCCCAGCAGCCCUUCCAACCAUCCUCUCACGUGGAGAACGACUUCCAGAGGUCUGCCUGCUCCCUCCAGUCUCUUGGCAACACAACCCCGCACGCAAAAAGUAAAGACCUGAACGGGAGCUGCAUGCGUCCAAGUUUGCCCCAGGAGCACCAUCCACCUCCCCCCAUCUCGCCACCCCCCAACCCUGCUACCAACAGCACCAGUAGCAACAGCAAUAACCAGUCAGGGAGUGGUAAAACUGUCCCCAGCAAAGCCAACCUCAGUGCAAACGCCAGUCUCACCAAGCAGAUUUUCCCCUGGAUGAAAGAAUCGAGGCAAAACUCCAAACAGAAAACCAGCUCCCCUAGCACAGCAGAAACCUGCAGUGGUGAGAAAAGCCCCCCAGGCUCCUCGGCCUCCAAAAGAGCUCGCACAGCCUACACCAGUGCUCAGCUGGUGGAGCUGGAGAAGGAAUUCCACUUCAACCGCUACCUGUGCAGGCCCCGCCGCGUGGAGAUGGCCAACCUGCUGAACCUCAGCGAAAGGCAGAUCAAGAUCUGGUUCCAGAACAGGAGGAUGAAGUAUAAGAAAGAUCAGAAGUCAAAAGGCAUGGGGUCUUCCUCUGGGGGGCCUUCCCCCACCGGCAGCCCUCCCCAGCCCAUGCAAUCCUCCGCUGGAUUUAUGAACGCCUUGCACACCAUGAGCAGUAACUAUGAUGCCCCCUCGCCACCUUCCUUCAAUAAACCCCACCAAAAUGCCUAUGCCAUGUCAACUAACUACCAAAACCCCAUCAAAGGCUGCCCCUCUCAACAAAAAUACGCCAACACGGCCCCCGAGUACGACCCCCACGUCCUACAAGGGAACGGAGUGGCCUACGGGACUCCCAACAUGCAGGGAAGCCCCAUCUAUGUUGGAGGUAACUAUGUGGAUUCUAUGCCCACCUCUGGCCCGUCCCUUUAUGGUCUCAAUCACCUGCCCCAUCACCAGGCUGCCAACAUGGACUUCAACGGGCCUCCUCAGAUGCCCCCGAGCCAGCACCACGGACCGUGCGAGACCCACCCCACCUACACAGACCUUUCCACCCACCACGCUUCUUCUCAGGGCAGAAUCCAAGAGGCGCCCAAGCUGACCCACCUGUGAUAGGCAGCAAGCUCAGGUGAAGCAGAUGGGGCCUCACCAUGGGGCAGGGGAGAGGGGAAGAGGGCAGGAUUGGCUUCAGGAACAUUUGUGUUGAGCUCUUUUCUUUCUUUCUUUCUUUGACAGGGCAAUUUCUUCCAGAGCGUUGUGCUUGCUGUUAUUAUUUCUGGGUUUUACUAAGCACACUUUCCAAGCAUUUCAACAUUUACUGCCAAAAGCAGAUGUCUCUCUGAAGAGAUAUACCUCCUGUGUUUCAACACAAAUGCUUCUGAAAUGGGUUUGGGGUGGUUUUGUGAGAACCGAGCAGAUUUUAAGCAGCAACAUCCUUCAUUUCCAAACCAAGUACAGAGCAUCGCUGAUAAUUCUUGGACACUGGAAAGAGGAAAAGUCAGCCAGCCAAGCCUUUACAGUUGGUGUCUCUGCAUCUGAGUGAACAUGCACAUAUGCAAUCAAAAGAGAUUGGCAAGAAAACCACCCCCCUCUCCAGCUCCUUCUCGAGAGGAACCUCACACAUUCCUUUUUGGCCUUCAGAGGAAGGGCGUCCUUUGUGCUGAGUAACUUCCAACCAGUCCCCACCUAAGCUGCAAAUAUACAACCUGCCAAUGUGUGGGAUUCAUGCUCUUCCCCUAUGGUCCCUGCCUCUCCUCAUAAAUAAUAAGAUUAAUAAUAAAAGAAAUCAGAAUAAGAGAGAUCUAAGAAUAGCAAAAGGUUUGGGAAAAAGUUUUUGAAAUGCCUAAAUUCCCCCCAGUAACAAUACCAGCUGUCCAAAGAGAGGAAGAAAGAGUUGACAGGUCUGAAUAUUUUCCCACCUCCACCUCUGAUGACAUGAAAUCUCCAUUUGAUGAUGCCAGGUUUUUUGUUGUUGUUGUUCUGGGGUUUUUUUUGUGUUUUGUUUUUUUUGUUUUGUUUUUUUUUUUUUUUUGGGUUCAUUAACAGAAAAGCAAUCUUAAGACUUAGAAGUCCUACGCUUCUUUCCUCCUCUUCUCUUGACCUUACGUGAAAACAGGGUAUAUUUGAACAAAUGGAAUGUCCUCCAAUCGAAGCAGAAGUGAAUGGAUCUCUAGUAUUUGCUAA